AUGUCAAAAACGAGCCCACAUUUUAUGAAUGCUCUCUUGCAAAGAAUGUACGAGUCUAACGACACCCUUUUAGCUAGUAGCUAUGGACAUAUUACUAUCAUGCCUACGUCCUACGCAGGAAACAAAUAUGUGUUAGUAGUCGCAGAUUAUUUAACCAGGUAUCCUGAAGCUAUAUGUUUACCUGAUCAGAAAGCAGCAACAAUAACAAAGGCUUUUAUAUGCAACAUAGUUGCUAGAUAUGGUAUACCCCAAUAUCUAUUAGCAGAUAGAAAUAGUAUUUCUAAGUUAAUGAAAGAAGUUUGUGAGCUAUUAUGUGUGAAGAAAAUUGAGACGACAGCUUAUCAUCCAGCUGCUAAUGGUUUAGUAGAAAGAUUAAAUAGAACAUUGUUAGACACUUUUUCUCAAUACUAUGAGAAAGAUCUGAAAACUUGGAAUGAGCAGAUCUCCUUGUUGUUAUUAACAUAUAGAAGUGCUGAGAAUGAGUCUUAUCAGGAAUGUCCAUUCUUUCUAUUGCUUGGUAGAGAUGUUAUGUUACCCAUGCAGUAUAUAUUAGCUCCUAGAAAAGUUAAUUAUGCAGUAAAUUACGACUAUAAGGCAGAACUAAUAUAG
Molecule: messenger RNA, 609 nt
Organism: Limulus polyphemus (Atlantic horseshoe crab)
Lineage: Eukaryota; Metazoa; Arthropoda; Merostomata; Xiphosura; Limulidae
Exons: 1
Coding region: 1-609 (202 amino acids)
Biological process (GO): DNA integration
Molecular function (GO): nucleic acid binding
Source: RefSeq, a predicted model, not a curated record